AUGGGUGUUUUCGACGCCGUGCGUGGUCGGGACGACAAUGGUCGCAUGACCCAGUCCGUUGUUGAUACCACAAACUUCGAAGAAUCCAAGCAUGUGCAGUCGGAUGCGGCUGGCACUGACGCAAUUGAGCCUCCCCCAAACUAUGACUCUCAGACGCCCAGCGACUCUGAUUCGGCUUCUGGCGCCAAUGGCAUCCUCGAUGAUGAAAAGGAGGUUGACAAGAACCCUCAGCAUGUCACGGACACGGCUGGCUUGGGUCAACAGAAGGCUGAAGCUGCUGCCUUGGUUUGGAGUCGUCCAGCCGUCAUUGGUAUCUAUGUCUGGAUCUGGGUGGGCUUCUUCAUGCUUGCCUUCCACUCGGCAAUCAGCUCCAGUCUGAUGAACUGGGUAUACGGAAGUUUCUCCUCGGCCCCGCAAAUUUCGACCGCGUAUAUCCUGGCCAGUAUCAUCGGUGGAGUUCUGAAGCUUCCCCUGGCCAAGACCCUGCAGCUGUGGGGUCGCGCAGAGGCUCUGCUGUUCUCCACUGCAAUCUACAUCCUCGGCAUGAUCAUUCUAGCGGCAUGCAAUGGCCCCAACGCCUUUGCCGCUGGAUACGUCCUGUACUGGAUUGGCUACUACUGCAUGUAUCUGAUUCUGGACAUCUUCGUUGCGGAUACCACGGGCCUGCGCUCGCGAGCCUUUGCGUUCGCCUUUGCCUCGACUCCGUUUAUUUGCACCGCGUUCACCGGCUCUUUGGCGGCACAGUCGAUCUAUAAUACUUCCGGUUGGCGCUGGGGAUAUGGAAUGUUCUGUAUCAUUCAGCCCGUCGUAUUCUGCCCUCUGGCCCUGCUGUUCAAGUUUUAUGAGCGCAAGGCUAUCAAGAUGGGAGUGUGGCAGCCCAGGAACUCCGGACGUACCAAGAUGCAGUCGAUUGUCCACUACUUCCAUGAGUUCGAUGUUAUUGGUGCCUUCCUGCUUAUGGCUGCUUGGGUCAUCUUCCUGCUCCCCUUCAGCUUGGCCCAGUAUGGCCGUUCUCAGUACAAGUCCGCCACUUUCAUCGCAAUGGUCAUUAUCGGCUUCUGCCUGCUCUUCGUUUUCGCUGCGUGGGAGAAAUGGUUCGCGCGCCACCACUUCAUCCGUUACGAACUGCUCAAGAGACCCACCAUUCUAGGCGCCUGCGUCUGCUCUGCCGUUGCUUACUUCAGCUUCUACCUGUGGGAUCAGUACUACUACAACUUUGUGCUGAUUACCUACAACCUGGACAUCAGCAUGGCUGGCUAUAUGUCCCAGAUCUACAACGUUGGGUCGUGCUUCUGGUCCCCGAUUCUGGGUCUUAUCAUCUGGUGGACCAAGCGAUUCAAGUAUAUUGUCUUGUUCUUUGGUGUUCCAUUGAUGCUUCUCGGCUCCGGUCUGAUGAUCUAUUUCCGAGGCGGCGAGCAUGGAAUUGGUUAUAUCGUCAUGUGCCAGAUCUUCAUCGCGUUCGCUGGAGGUACCAUCGUUAUUGGCGAGGAUAUGGCUGUCAUGGCCGCCGGUGGCCGUGAGGGUACACCCAUGAUGCUGGCCUUGAUUGGCUUAUUCUCUAGCAUCGGUGGUGCCAUCGGUUAUGCCGUAUCUGCUGCCAUCUACAACAAUGUGUUUGUGGAUGCCCUGGCCAGUCGCUUGCCCGACGAUCUCAAGGCCAACGCGACCGAGAUUUACCUCGGUGGUAUCAACGUGCAGAAUACCUACCCGGUGGGCUCGGCUCUCCGUGAUGCCUGCAUCUAUGCUUGGGGCUAUGCUCAGCGCAUGAACUGCAUUGCCUCGACCUGCAUUCUGGUCCUGCUCAUUCCUGCCGUCGCCGUGUGGAAGAACUACGAUGUCGGCAAGAAGCAGAACAAGGGUACUAUGCUUGCCGACUGA
Messenger RNA from Penicillium cataractarum, 1878 nucleotides. RefSeq names its product putative siderochrome-iron transporter (gene sit2). Gene Ontology annotation, biological process: transmembrane transport. Gene Ontology annotation, molecular function: transmembrane transporter activity. The transcript is spliced from 3 exons. Bases 1 to 1878 code for a protein of 625 amino acids. The record is from RefSeq and is a predicted model, not a curated record. NCBI's taxonomy places the organism in Eukaryota, Fungi, Ascomycota, Eurotiomycetes, Eurotiales, Aspergillaceae.